Phymastichus coffea is the source of this 1080-nucleotide messenger RNA. RefSeq lists its product as uncharacterized. Gene Ontology annotation, cellular component: cytoplasm. NCBI's taxonomy places the organism in Eukaryota, Metazoa, Arthropoda, Insecta, Hymenoptera, Eulophidae. Gene Ontology annotation, biological process: DNA catabolic process. The transcript is spliced from 8 exons. Gene Ontology annotation, molecular function: nucleic acid binding; 3'-5'-DNA exonuclease activity. The record is from RefSeq and is a predicted model, not a curated record. Bases 1 to 1080 code for a protein of 359 amino acids.
AUGAAUGUAGAUCAUGAAAAUGAUCCAGCUCCAAAACAUUUACAUUCUGGCCCUAAAACUGUUGAAAUUGCUGUUUAUAUUGCUGCUGUAGUUUUAAAUGAUGGAUUCAAAGGCAUUUUGAAGAUGAUGAGGAUAUUAGAUUUGCAAGUCGGUAAUGUUACAGCCAGUUAUGCGAAAACAGUGGACCAAGAGCGAGUCAAGCGGCAAGAUGCUCGAAGUGAGAGUUGCUCAAAAGAAGCUCGAUUAUUGAAGAAAAUGAAAAAUGCAGCGGAAAAUGUGCACUUAGAAAAGUCAGAAGAUUUGCUCUAUGGACCAGGCAUUGCAGUCCAAGAUUUUGACAAAGUCUGGCACCAAGGACUUUUAUACAAACUUAAUAAAAUUUUACCAGAACAACUCUACUUGUUACUAGAAUCUUACUUAAACUCCAGAACGUUCAAAUGUGGUAUGCUUGAUGCUGGAGCUGACGAAACGCAAAUUAAUACGAUAUUGUCAGAGCUCAACAUUCGUACUAUAUCUCAAAGUACGCUAAAGAAACAUGAAAGAACUGUGGGUGUCACAAUUUCAGAAAAUGAAAAUUAUACUGAUGCGGUGCCAAUUAUUUUUGACUUGAAAACUACUGGUUGUAGUAAUCUUGAAAUAACCCAAAUUGCUGCCAUAGUUGGCGAGAGAUCAUUCUGUGAAUACAUAAUGCCAUCAAGAGGUAUCCCGUCAAAAGUUUCAGAAAUUACAGGGAUCGCAUUAGUAAAUGGAGAGAUCUUUUCGAAUGGCCGGAAGGUCAAUACUGUGUCUAUAAAAGCGGCGUUAAAUAAUUUCUUGAAAUUUCUUCAAGAACAAGGCACUACUAUUAUUCUUCUAGUACAUAAUUAUUUCCGGUUUGAUGCCAACGUUUUAUUACACCACCUUAAACAAAUAAGUAUGUUGGAUGAAUUCAAGAUCGCUGUUAAAGGUUUUGCAGAUUCAUUAUUAAUUACCAAAAAAAUUGUGCCGGAUCGCCAGGAAGAGAAAAAAAAGUUUAGUCAGGGUACACAUACCAUGGACUUCUUAGGUGCUCAGUAUUUUCAAGAGCUCAUAAUGCGUUAG